AUGUCUUUUAAUCCAAUAACUAAUUUUUUUUCAUAUGUAUGUGGUGAACGUAAAGCAUUUACAGCUGUAAUUGAUCUCAAUGGAUUUUCAUCGAAUGAUUAUUGCUUUAUUGGUUUGUUCUCCUUACUUGAUCCACCACGACCAGAAGUGCCUAAUGCCACUCUUCAAGCUCGUCGUGCUCAAAUCCGUGUAGUCAUGGUUACCGGUGAUUAUCCAAUGAUGGCUAAAGCUAUUGCAAAACAAGUUCAUAUUUUAACACCUGAAAUAUUGGAAAUGAAUGGUAUAGAUACAUUCAAAAUUGAAAAAGAUGCCAAUGGUCAAACGGCUAUCAAUAUGUAUCGAAAUGAGCAAUUAUUGAAACAGUACAUUCCUGAUCAAAUGAUAUGCCUUGAUCCGAACAAGAAAAAUAUCCGAAGUUCGAUCAAUAUUGAUGAGGAUCAAUCUGAUCAGAAACUAUCCUGGUACAAGCAAGCUUGA
Messenger RNA from Rotaria sp. Silwood1, 477 nucleotides. The record is from the annotation of a GenBank genome assembly. NCBI's taxonomy places the organism in Eukaryota, Metazoa, Rotifera, Eurotatoria, Philodinida, Philodinidae.